Messenger RNA from Callorhinus ursinus (northern fur seal), 1640 nucleotides. The record is from RefSeq and is a predicted model, not a curated record. NCBI's taxonomy places the organism in Eukaryota, Metazoa, Chordata, Mammalia, Carnivora, Otariidae.
AAUCAAGAGUUGGACGCUUAACUGACUGAACCACCCAGGUGCUGAAGAACACCGAUGGCAAACUUUAAGGGCCAUGCUCUCCCAGGGAGCUUCUUCUUGAUAGUCGGACUGUGGUGGUCAGUGAAGUACCCACUGAUGUACUUUCACCAGAAGGGGAAAAGCAGCCGACUGACUCAUUACCAUCAGCGACUCGAGAUCAUUGAAGCCGCAGUCAGAACCCUGUUUUCAGUCGCUGGGAUCCUGGCCGAGCAGUUUGUUCCGGACGGGCCCCACCUCCACCUGUACCAUGAGAAUGAGUGGUGCAAGUUAAUGAACUGGCAGCACAGUACCAUGUAUUUGUUCUUCGCAGUCUCGGGAAUCACCGAUAUGCUCACCUAUCUCGUCAGCCACGUUCCCCUGGGGCUGGACAGACUGGUUAUGGCUGUGGCAGCAUUCACUGAAGGUUUUCUCUUCUACUACCACGUCCACAACCGACCACCCUUGGACCAGCACAUCCACUCGCUCCUGCUGUGCGCUGUGUUCGGAGGGGCUUUCAGCAUCUUCGUAGAGGUGGUCCUCCGGGACAAUAUUGUGCUGCAACUCUUCCGAACCAGUCUCGUUAUCCUUCAGGGCACCUGGUUCUGGCAGAUCGGGUUUGUGCUGUUCCCACCUUUUGGAGGACCCGAAUGGGACCAGAAAGAUGACGCAAACCUCAUGUUCGUCACCAUGUGCUUCUGCUGGCACUACUUGGCUGCCCUCUGCAUUGUGGCCAUCAGCUACUCGCUCGUUUUCUGCCAUUUGACUCGGUUAAAGAGGCAUGGAGGAGAAAUCAUUGGCAUUCAGAAGCUGAAGUCAGAUCACACUUACCAGACGGCCCUCUUGAGUGGCUCAGAUGAGGAAUGAGGGAGACCACCCGUCAUCAAUGUGGGGUGAACAUGCCCCUUUGAGUAUGAACAGCUAGAGUGUGCAAAGGGGAAACUCAUCUCCAUUUCAAUGCUUGCGCCAGUCUGCUCUUAAGGUUCUAUAUAUUUGCACCUUCUCACUUAACUGACUAAAGUCUCUGUUGCUAUGGUAUCCUUCAUGAAGAAAAAUGAAGCCUUUGUGUCCCAGUAUGAAGAGAAAUCAUUCAAAGACUCUGAAAGUUUCAGGACAGGAUAGGGCCUCAUGGAUGAAUCCAGGAUAUGAACCCAGCAGAAAAUACUGCUUUUGAUAACUUAUCCAUUUUUUUCUGAAGAAAACAGGUUGUUUCUUAUGAGAAAUUAAGUGAGACUUCCUUUAUUUUAAAGAUACAAUUCUAGCACAUUUUUAAGUAAAACAAUUUACAAGCUUUGGUACUUUAAAUAUUACUUGUUAAACAUUUCCUAAUUAACCAUUAAUAUUACAGAGUACUGCAAUACUACUCAUAAGUGAUGACAUUAGGUCAAAGGUGACUUUUUUUUUUAAACCAGGAAGCUAGUUAGUGGCCCAGCUAAGAGCUGGAACACUGAUGUUCUGGGUCCUCAAAAGUACCCUCAAGGGAAGAUGCUAACAGGAAGUCUGUAUAAUGAGGUAGAGAGAAAAAUGGCAGGUUAUUGAAGACCUUGAAUUUAAAUAUAGCCGAAAGCAAAGUGUAAGAAUCCUGCAAAGGGAUCUUGAAAUAGUAAUCUAAAGUCUUGACACUG